Messenger RNA from Leopardus geoffroyi (Geoffroy's cat), 5210 nucleotides. RefSeq names its product integrin subunit beta 1 binding protein 1 (gene ITGB1BP1). Bases 2988 to 3590 code for a protein of 200 amino acids. The record is from RefSeq and is a predicted model, not a curated record. Lineage: Eukaryota; Metazoa; Chordata; Mammalia; Carnivora; Felidae. Gene Ontology annotation, biological process: negative regulation of focal adhesion assembly; negative regulation of substrate adhesion-dependent cell spreading. The transcript is spliced from 8 exons. Gene Ontology annotation, cellular component: cell periphery; lamellipodium; cytoskeleton. Gene Ontology annotation, molecular function: integrin binding.
CCCGGGGUCGGGGACCCAAGUCCCCAGGUGGCGCGGAGCGGGCGGCGGGAGUGGAGGAGCAGGCCCGGGCCUGCGGGAGGAUGCGGUGCCCCAGGUGCCAGGUUCCUGUUUGGGGUGGGACUGCAGCGCUUGUGACGGCAGGUGUCGUGUGUGGAUCGGUCCCGUCGGACACGGAGACAGGAGAGGGAGCCUCCGCGGGGCUGCUUCCGGAGUCGGACUCCGCUUUGUGGGGCCGUGAGGAGCGCUGUCUUUUUGUGCCGGCUCCUCUUGGUUUCUCCACGGCUCCAGCCCCCUUCCCCCACCGCGAAGGGCCGGCGUGGUGUCUGUCCUGUUUGCUUUCAGCCUGCGCACCUGCACGUGGCAGGCGCAACACAACAGUGCGGACUACGUGGGAAGCAGGGUGGGGUCUGGAAAGAGCUUCGGCGGUCGGGUCUGUCUUAGGUUCCAAACUUGGCCCCACCCAUUAUUAGCCUAGCGACCUGGGGCAAGACGCUUAGAGUUUUGGCUUCUUCAUUUGCAAAGGGGCUGUGAUACUGCAGCCUUGCUGGUCAGUAGGGAGGGUUACAGGUUUGUAUAGCGCCCAGCACUGGGCGGCACACGGUAGGUGUUCAGGACAGGAAAUUGGUAUCUGGGAGAAGGUUCUUCAGUUCGUUAAACGUGUCCUUUGCCAGUCUGUGCCAGACGUUGGGUACACAGAUGAAAUACGUAGCCCCCAUCUUUGAGGAGCUCACAGUUGAGAGAGUUCCAAGUAAGAUAGUUCCAAGUGGGCAAUAGCCGGCUGGUGCUAUGACCAGGGUGUAUAUGCUCAAGCUGUGCAGUGCCGGUCCCUUAGCCCAACCUGGAGGUCCAAAGGAGCCUUUCUAGUAAAGAAGAAGCCUGAACAGAGUCUUGAAAGGUGAGUAAAGUUAGCUGAAUGAAUAAAAAGGUGGAAGGGCGUCUGAGGCAGACAGAAUGGCAGGAGCAAAGCAUGGAAACAGGGAGCUGUGUGCCGGCUCUUUGCGUUCCUUCGAGAUGAACCUGUGAAGCUGGUCGUGGAAGACGAGACUGGAGAGGUGGAUAGGAGCCCCCGUCACGGAGGACCUUGCAUGUCCUGGCCAAGAGCUUUGACGCCACUCUCUCUAACUUUGGAGAGCCAGUGAAAGAUUUUAAGCACAUUACUGGCAUCAGGUUUGGGUUUUAAAGAAAUCUUUUUAGCUGGAGGUUGGUAGUAGCUUUAAAGUGGCAAGGAGUCCCGUUGGGACAUGAAUUCCUUCCUUAAGUCGCACGCCAAACUCUGUGCAUCUGUGUCUUGCUGUGGGUUGGGGAUGCACUGCUUUCAUCAGGUGAUGAAAGAGUGAUUAUACCCAGCAGCGGGCUAGUGAUGGCGUGCACCUGUUAGAGGUGUGGAUGAGCCAACGGUUCAGGAGGUUUAUUCAGCAGAUCUUAGUAUUUUAUUGGAGGUGGGGCUUGGAGGACAUUGCGGAGGUGAUGACUUCCUGGUUUCCACCAGAAAUAAUAAUAAUUUACUGAAAGGGAAAGGAGAGGAGCAGAGCAGAUACGGAAGGGAAGGUGAAGCGUUUGCUUCAGCCAUUUUUUGCAUUUGGUAAGUUUGGAACAUCCAAGUGACAAUCUGUAUCUUUGGCCUCAUUUGUGUGCGUGAAUAAUUUAGAGACAAGAAUAAUUUGCUUCAGAACAUGCAUCAAAAUAGCAGCAGAUAUCAAAGACUUUAAUAAGUGCCUUUCCCUCCCUCAGCUUCUCAAUCGGUGGAAAGAAAGUCUUAAGGAGCAGCAAAGGCGUGAUUGUGCCAGUGUGCCGAUUUCCAAAGCAUUCCAGUAUUCCAGGGACUUGAAGGGAUGUUUCAGGAUUUCACUAGGGAUGGCAUAAAAUUUUAUUUUAAAGUCAUAUUUAAAAUUGUUGUAUAUUGAAACAUACACACACACACACUUAAGAUAUAAUGUCCUUAAAUGUGCUGUGCAAUAUUUUGACUUAUCAGAGACUGCUAACAUGGUGCUUUAUGCUGCUAGGUUAACCCAGUUUGUGCAGACUUUGGAAUAAGGCUCUCUUGCCAUCUUGUUCUUACUGAAAAGCAUCCCAUGAAUGCAAGGUGAUCGGUGGCAGCAAAUGAUCUUCAGUAGCCUGCUAGCCUCCCUUCUUUUAUUUACACCUUCUGCAGCUAGUUCUCUACCCACAGCCAGUCAUCUUUCUAAAACAGAAGUCUGAUCCUAUCACUUGACUGCCUUUUAACAGCCUCUGGAGUCUUGCUGUUAAACCUAACCCCCAGACUUUUGUUGUGGUUUGCAAAGCCCCCUUGCACCUUUCUGUUCAUCUGUCCCUCUCCCUCCUGCUCCCGUGAAAGCCAGGGUGGCCUCUCGCUGUUCCUGGCAGCAGACAUGUGCCCUCAGGACCUUUGCACUUGCCCUGCUCUCUGCUAGACUGCUUUUCCUCCGCACCUGUGCGGCCACCCUCCUUUCCUUCUUCACGUCUCCUUAUUGCUCACUUCCUCGGAGCAUCUUUUUCUAAUGUGCUCACCCUUCCUUCCAUCAGCUGCGUCUCCUGAGCUUGCCUUCAUUUCCCUCAUAACAGUUCUUUCCUAACAAUGUGUGUGUAUUUGGUUUUCUUGUUGGUCUGUCUCAUCUUUCUGAGAAUGGGCCCCCUGAGGUCAGGGCCUUUACCUGUCUCAUUCACUGCUGUAUCCCCAGCAUCUAAAAGGCGCUCACUGGGUACCCAGGAAUGAAUGAAUGAAUCAGAUUUUCUUGCUACGCCACAGAUGAAUCAAAAAUGUAGAAAUAAGUUGGAUGAUGGGGCUAGUGAAAAAGCUUGAGCUUGGAACUCAGUCGUGGGCAAGUGGCCUAAGGACAGACACUGGUACCUUGUUUUUCUGAAAAGAACUGAUCAUGUCGGAAUGACAGGAAGCUCUCUGUGCACACGGCCGUCUGUGGGAGCUUUGAAGACAAUAAAAUAGUAUUUGUUCUACCGGGGAGCUCCUCUGUAUCGAGCGACGGUGAAAAAUGUUUCGGAAAGGCAAAAAACGGCACAGUAGCAGCAGUUCCCAGAGCAGUGAAAUCAGUACUAAGAGCAAGUCUGUAGACUCCAGCCUUGGGGGGCUCUCACGAUCCAGCACUGUGGCCAGCCUCGAUACAGAUUCUACCAAAAGCUCAGGACAAAGCAAUAACACUUCAGAUACCUGUGCAGAAUUUCGAAUAAAAUAUGUUGGUGCCAUUGAGAAACUGAAAUUCUCUGAAGGGAAAAGUCUUGAAGGGCCCCUAGACCUGAUAAAUUAUAUAGAUGUUGCCCAGCAAGAUGGAAAGUUGCCUUUCGUUCCUCUGGAGGAAGAAUUUAUUAUGGGAGUUUCGAAGUAUGGUAUAAAAGUGUCAACAUCAGAUCAGUAUGAUGUCCUGCAUCGGCACGCUCUGUAUUUAAUCAUCCGGAUGGUGUGUUACGAUGAUGGUCUGGGGGCAGGAAGAAGCUUGCUGGCUCUGAAGACCACAGAUGCCAGCAAUGAGGAAUACAGCCUCUGGGUUUAUCAGUGCCACAGCCUGGAGCAAGCACAAGCCAUCUGCAAAGUUUUAUCCACCGCUUUUGACUCCGUAUUAACAUCUGAGAAAUCCUGAAUUCUGCAAUCAAGUGGAAGCUGACUUCGUGUGGGAGUUCGGUGGUUUUCAGUCUGCAGGGUUGAGCUAUUAUGGGAGUAGGAAGUGGUGAAAGCGAAGAAAUGCGGUGUGUAACAUACUGAUCAUUUGCUUUUCUAUUAAAAUGUGUCUUAUUACGGUGAGUUAACUCUCAACGAGGUUGUCCGCUUUCUGCGACUAAAAAAGAAACCUCCCCUCUCGCUUUUAAACACAAAUGAGCUUAACACCUAAGCGUCACAGAAGUGCCCUCAGUGAGUGGCGAGCACGGAGCGCUUUCCACGGAGGUCACGUACCGUCCCCCGGGGCGGCACGUGGGCCCCCCGCCGGCUGGGAGCGCCGGUCACCUGGUCUGGAACAGCGACGCAGCGCUGCCAGCUCACGACACAAAAAGUAAGACCGUGAAGGUGCACCGUCAGGAGGACGUGCUCGGAAACCAAAGCAUCGACCUCGGCGUUCCCAGACAAGAGAUCACCGCGCGUGUUAAACAGCACAGAAAGAAUCUCAUGUACAGGAGGCUGGUGGGUUUUUCUAAAGGACCAUUUUAAUAUGCAAUGCUUAAAGGAUUAAAAACAUUAAAAAUAACACUAUGUCCAUUUACAGGUGUUUUAUUUUUUUCCAGUCAAAUGACUAGUUUGCGGGAAGAGCCAACUUACUGAACAUGCUCUAAUUAUAAAUCACUGCAUUAAGGACAACGAAAAUAAGAAUUGAUUUAGGUUAUACAAUAUAUACAGUUGCGCUGCAACCAGAUCAGAGCAAUCAAGCGAAUGAACGGAGUAUCAUUGUCUCAGGUAGCGUUCCGAGCUGCAUGCCACACCAUCCACCCCUCAGCAGACCACACGGGAGCUGGGAGUCUGUGCACGUGUGGGGCCUCAUCCCUCGAAGUCGCGUCUGAUGGAAAACGGCACACGACAUGCCAGCGUCCCGCAGCUACGUUCGUGAAGCGUCAACUUCAAAUAUAAAUAGAUAUCUACAAUGUUUUCCUUUCUCUCAGGUUGUUUUUUGAUUUGCAAAGAGCAAAGAACUAGGAAAGGAUGUUAGCAGGGAAGGUACUAGAAUUUCUCCUCUGGCAAGAGUAAUGUUAACGACUGCACAAUAGCACCACCAAAUUGCCGAGUGGAAAAAAUAUUUCCUAGAUAUUUCUGUACCAGUGAACCUGAUAGGUUAGUUUGGGACUGGUGUCUGAAUGUCAGUGAGAAUCAACUUUAAUUCCUUAUAAAGCUGGCACCAAGUAGUCAAAAGGCUGAUUAUAAGACACGAAUGCAAAAGGACUGUGUUAAAAUAUACAGAAGAAGUGCACUGUGCAAAAUAUACCUGUUUACUUUCUUAAAUCUAUGAGGGAUUAACCAAAUGAAGGGUUCAAACGACAGAAAUGAACAAUUAGUGAAAAUACAUGUAGUGCUUUAAAAACAAAACAAAACCAAAAACAAACAAAAACAAACAAAAAAAAAACCACCAAAAACCCAACCAAAUUUAAUGACAGAUCUAACAUUUUUACCCGGAACUUUGAAAGGCAAAAAGCAGUUGCCACACCACAUCAUAAAACAUUCCAGUUUGUUCUGUUUUCCUUUAUAAAAACAAUAAAAAGUAGAAUGCAAUUAAUAA